AUGCAAUGGCAACGUACCUUUGACUCCACCCCAGUGGUGCCCGAAGACCCCUUCUUCGAAGCCUUCCGCGACGCCUGCGAGUCCGGCGACAUGCCAGCCGUCCAAGAAGCCAUUGCCAGCGGGCGCUUAACUGUCGAAGAGCUUGACAAGGGGCUCAAGCUCGCAACAUUAAUGCGGUAUCUUGAAAUUGUAACAGCUCUGUUUAACACCGGCGCCCGAGUCACACCCGAGACAACACUCCAUGUCCCCGGAGCAAAGGGACAGCAAGACCCACGCAUCGUGCGCCUCUUUCUCGACCGGGGCAUGGACCCCAACGCAACGCACUCCACGCUGAUCAUGAAGCCGAGGCGCUCCACGUCCAGCACCCCUACUCCGCUGAGGCGCUCCGAGGGCGAGCCCAACCUCCCCAUGUUCCGCAAUCUCGAAUGUGUUGCUCUGCUGCUCGAAGCCGGCGCAGACCCCAAUCGCCGCGGGCCCAGGGGAAUCCCGGCCCUCGGCUACGCGAUCAUGCGCGCCCGGGAGCCAGACACUACCCUACUCGACCUCUACAUCGCACACGGCGCGAGGCUAGAACCGAAUCUACUCUGCUACGCUGUGCGUCCGCGCAUACGGCAGAGCGAGUUUAUGACCCGAUUCCUGCUGGAUAGGGGCUUAGAUCCGAAUGCUGCCUUCGACGACGAGUGGGGCACGCCUCUGCACUGUGCUGCGGCAACUGGCAAAGUCAAUCUCGUCAAGAUGCUGUUGGAGGCUGGCGCGAACCCCACUGCGAUACCGGCUGAAAGCUAUAAACUCGGGAGAGUGACGCCCGCGCAGGCUGUUGAGAAGAGGAUGGAGCGUGGAAGGUGCCGCGAGGGGAUCUCGAUACUUGGGCUUUUGAAGGCUUAUACGCCCAAGACUAAACUCUAG
This is a messenger RNA of Aspergillus mulundensis, 906 nucleotides long. Its product is annotated as ankyrin repeat domain-containing protein. NCBI's taxonomy places the organism in Eukaryota, Fungi, Ascomycota, Eurotiomycetes, Eurotiales, Aspergillaceae. The record is from RefSeq and is a predicted model, not a curated record. The coding region runs from base 1 to 906 and encodes 301 amino acids. Gene Ontology annotation, molecular function: protein binding. The transcript has 2 exons. Gene Ontology annotation, cellular component: nucleus; cytoplasm.